AAUGGUUGUAUUACGCCGUUGCGUUUAUUGCUAUAGCAACUGAACAUCCGCAUUUAAUUUCCUGCAACAGUUUAUUGUACAGCUAGCUCCUCGCCCACACACUACUGUAAUACCAUAGAACCUACAAACCAAUAAACCCCUUUAUAGCUCAUUAACCAUUGUGAGGAACAAACCAUCGGAUGGAUGUGUCACUGUCUAUUCACUUUAAACACAAUUGCUGGAAGAAACCUAGUCUUGAAAUCAAGUCGGUAACUGUUGUGCAUGCAGUCUUGAGACUGCUUGGAGCUACUCAUAGGCAUUACUGACAGACAAAUUAACACUGACUAAAGACUUGUCAUCAAGUCUAGAAGAAGCCCUGCAGUCUGAAGACCGCUACCAUUAGGUCAAUGAGCUCACUCAUGUUUAGACUGCUGAGGGAAUACUCUACCUAAACACAACUUCGGCUGAUUUCAUUUCGUGUAGAAUUGUCUCAACUGAUUUUGAACUUGGGACAAGUUGACCAUUUUACUUUCUGGAGAUUUGAACAGCUAGACUCUUGCUGUUAAAGAUGAGGUUUCUAUUGCAAGUUGCUUUGAUUUUAUUUGGUACGUUUUUGACGUUCGCUAAUGGCCGGCCUGAUUUGAAUGGAGACAAGGAGACCGAUCUUAUCUGGCAUCUCCAUAAACCUAGACGUGGUGACAUAGAUUUGUCUCGGCCGGGAACUUGUCCUACAGACGUGGACGUAGCUGGUUUGAGCUCUUCCGCAUGUACGCUGCAAUGUUUGUUCGAUCUGGAGUGCCAGGGUUCAGAGCGAUGCUGCCCCGACGAUUGUGGUGGUACAUUUUGCGUAGCUACUGCCGAGCAACAAGUAACUAGCACUGUAGCAACCACAUUGAAACCACAAGCCGGGAAAACACCAGAAAACCUGCUACCAGACCGGACAACCUCUGUCGCUCGCGGCAACACCGAGCCCACACUGAAAGCGUCUACAACAGUACUAUCCAACACCUUCAGUUCCAUCAGUACUAGUUCUACUACAGGGAAGACAACUGAAAGCGCAACUCAAUCCAGUAAUGGCCCCACCCCGUCCCCUUCCAGCAGCGACUAUGACACAGACAUUUUUGUCGGCGGAGAACAGGUGGUCAAUAUGACAGUGAUGGCAAACAAUGACUUGGUUCUUCACUGCAAUAUAUCCACAACGAGUAAAGAGCCAUUAGAGAUGAUGUGGAUGAUGAGAGUUGAACGUGGAUACCAAACGUGGUCAGUCGUGGUGCCAAAGGACAAAGCAGAAGUCCACAAGGGUGGUGCCUGGCUGGAGAUCCUUGGAGUCAAUUUGGAGGACUCCAACAGCUACGUUUGUCUUGGCGGUCACUCAAGAGGCUACUUGACCAAAACGUAUAACGUCAUGGUCAUUGAAGACAUCGCUGAGAUUCCCGAAGAAGACGCAUGCAUUGGUGGCGACGCCUGCCAGAAUGGGGGAACCUGUGUUAACAAAUCCCGGACCCCAAGUUAUAAAUGCAAGUGCAAAGCUGGCUUUGAAGGAAAACAUUGCGAAUUCACCGUCAAGAAGCGUCAUUGUCGGUCAGAUACCUGUCUCAACGGAGGACUUUGCAUUGACAAGGGGGAAACUUUCCAAUGUAUCUGCGAGGAUGCGUUUACCGGGGAGAGGUGCAAAGAGGCGGUUACUGGUGAGGCUACGGACGGCAAGGUAACGACUUUGAGCCCGGUAGUCCAGACUACGCCGUCGAUGCCUGGUCUAUGCUUCCUACCUAUGGACCCCGGUAGCUGUGCUCGAAAGCAAAGCAAGUGGUACUACGAUACAGUUACUGAACAAUGCCGCUCAUUUGUUUACACCGGUUGCCAAGGCAACGAGAACAAGUUCCGAACCUACGAUGACUGCCAGUACGCAUGUCCGAGACUUUCAAGUGACCCUUGCUCUCACCCUAUCGUCACUGGGAGGUGCAAGGCUAAGAUUCCCAGAUGGGCAUACAGCACAGAGAGUGGGACAUGUGUUGAGUUUGUGUAUGGUGGCUGCGGACCAACUGGGAAUAAUUUCCUAAGUAAAGACGAGUGCAUGGAAACUUGCAUAGAGGAUGGAGUGCCAAAUGAACCUUGUUCAUGCAACCCAAGAGGUCUGGGUUCAGCAUUUUGCAACAGUGAUUUCGUGAUAAUCGGUACCGUCCGUGGAAAAGUAUCAACCCAUGGUCAGCUGACGUCACUAGUCGUAGAGCUCAUGAAAGUAUACAAAGGGGGCGCCCUAACACUCAGAAGGUCUCGGUUCUUUCAAGAACCACUUCUGAUAGUCAAGAACCGGUACCAGGAGACGAGACAGUGUCAAAACCAAUGUUUUGGGGAUAUUGAAGACGGGAAGAAAUACAUUUUCACUGGAACCUUGACGAGACAGCGUGGUACAACUGCUGCAUUUCUAACCCCACGAAGCUACGUUAAGCGCGCUGUUGCCAAACGCGCCGUUAAACUGGAGAGGAUGGCCGAUCAACCAUCGACAUGUACUAACAAUCAGAUGGUGACUUCCGAACUCAAACAAUUAAGACCGUGAGCAAAUAAUGUACUUUACCAAUAGAGGAAACAAACGUUUUCCUUUAAGAAAAUGUCCAGUUCAAAAAUGUACAUGAGUCUAGAUUCUGUCCCAGGGGCUGACUUCACAAUGAGUUUUAUAAGACCUACUUCACCGAAAACAGCAAGUCGUGAUCUUUGCUGAAUUCGUUUAAAAUGUUUUUCAAUCAAUAAGGAAAUUGAGUUUACAUGAUAAUAAUGGAUUUUAGUAGUGAAAAAAGAAACACUGUGCAUACCCAAUUAUCCAGUGCUAUUCAAACAGGUUCCCAAAAAGCUCUGUUACUUCAUCACUCAUAUAAAGUACUUCUUUAAGAUAAACAAUUCCUAAGUAAAUUUUGAUGUCACAAUAUAUUAUCAUCGUGGCAAUGAUAACAACUCAUCAUUAAAAUAAAUAUGUAGUGUUUGUGAAAUCAAGCCCUGGUCCUCAGUACACUUAUACUCAAAAUCCGGGUCAAAUCGGGACUUUAAAAGUUUUCAGAGUACUUAGCUUAUUACACAAAGCUAGUUCACUUUAUUCACCUUACAUGUGUCAAAGUUGACUUCAUUUAUGUAUCUCAUGGUUACCUUUCAACCGUUUUAUAAUAAUAUAUUCACAUGCAAUUUGUUUUAUGUUGUUAUCUCAGAUCAUUCAAGGGAGUUUUGUUGUUAAUUUUUGGUCGAACAAAAAAACAACCAUAAUAGAGCGGGAUUAGAAGUUGUGACCUCCGGGUCAACAAUCCAGCGCUAAAGACCUUUAUCACGGUGUGGCCAUCUUGAUUUUACUCCAUUUCAACUCAUUAACCAAACUGAGGGUGAACGGAAUAAUAGUCUGGUGUAAUGUUUGAGCAUUGAAUGUUAGCAUUCAUUACCGUUAUUGGAAAUAGGGAACAUGACCGAGAGUGUGAUAGCGUGAUAAAGGUCUAUACCAACUGAUCUAUAUCCCUAAACCGGCGGUCUCCCUACAAUUGAUUGAGAUCUUUUUUUUUUAUCAAAAAAUAUGUCUGAAGUAAAGUGUUGUUUUAACAAUAUUUGAUGAAUAAAAAACUUU
Molecule: messenger RNA, 3580 nt
Organism: Asterias rubens (European starfish)
Lineage: Eukaryota; Metazoa; Echinodermata; Asteroidea; Forcipulatida; Asteriidae
Product: WAP, Kazal, immunoglobulin, Kunitz and NTR domain-containing protein 1-like
Exons: 11
Coding region: 548-2536 (662 amino acids)
Cellular component (GO): extracellular region
Molecular function (GO): protein binding; calcium ion binding; serine-type endopeptidase inhibitor activity
Source: RefSeq, a predicted model, not a curated record